AUAGUUCCUUCUUCCGACGAGGAAUCGUUGGCUAUCAACCUUGAGACCGACCUCCACCGACCGUUCCCCGGCUACACGACCUCCAUUAUUCUUAUCCUACUUGCAGCCACUCGAUCUUGAGUUGCACUGUCGUCCUUCGUCUCCACUGUCGUUUUUAACCUUGCAUUCUUAUCCUCACACUGCAGCGCCAUCAUGCCGGUCUCGCAUCUUGGACUCACCGUCUCGCACAUUCCCUCCUCGACCUCAUUCUUCCAAGCUGCACUCGCACCGCUCGGAUACAGAUUCAUCGGUCACCAAGGGAACUCGAUUGGCUUCGGUAUUGACUCCGCCGACUUCUUUAUAACCCAGGCUCCAUACGGUUCCCGUCCUUCGCCGAACCACAUCGCUUUCCUUGCCGAGGAUCGGAAUGUAGUCAGAAACUGCUAUACUGCUGCUGUCAAUGCUGGAGGCCGACCAAGUGGUGCUCCGGACUACCGCAAUGACAACUGCUCGUGCUUCAACGCUGCCGUAGAGGAUCUUGACGGCAACACGAUCGAAUUUAUCUUCCGCCAACCCCAUGACGACCAAGGCUGCUGCGGUGCUCCUGAGGCGCCUGAACAAGGUGCACGAGUCCUGACAUGGCAGAAGGACGUUGCUGAAAGUGGUGGAGGGGACGAUGUACAGUCAACAGCAGAGUCCGCGCGCUCAAAACGCAGCGCCGCUUCCAAUGCAUCCCGAGCUCGAUCUCGAAUGCAAACCGCGCUUGACCUGGCGUCCAACACAUCAAAGUCCGUCAAGUCCGUUGCACCAUCACAAGGCAUCACUCGGACCGGUACUGCUCCUACUAACACCGGCUUCUCCAACAAGACUUUGAUUGGGACUGCUCUUGGCGCUGCUGCUGGUGCCGCACUCAUGUUCGCCAUGACACGCGAAGAGGGCCGAAAUGCCAGAGAUGAGGCUGAUCACCUCAACUACAUGUCUCGAUCCAGAUCAAAACCAAGGGACUCUAUGGAUGAGCCGCGAAAGAUGCCAUCGCCACCCAGAGCCGAGACCAAGCCGCCGUCGAUCCCCGCUUUAUCCCAAGCACCAAAAUCUGAAAGCAGAAGAUCUCAUCGCAACUACAGCACCACGGAGUCAGCCCACAGUCGUCCUCAUCCUCGCUCCACUCAAGCGAUGAGGAUGAUCGAAGCAACCGGCCACAACGAUGAUAACGAAGUCCAGCAAGCAAUCUCACGUACGCACCCAAGUCUACCGCCAGUCGCGCUUCUGCCAGCAUCAAGCGAACGAGCACUCUACCCCUCGACACCGAGCAAAAAACCCGAGAACCUCUUUACCUGGAAGCUCCGAAAAGCACAACUUCGCGACACAGCCGUCACAGCACCCAUACAUACCGUCGAAGCAGCCACGACGACACCGAAAAACUAA
Molecule: messenger RNA, 1404 nt
Organism: Pseudocercospora fijiensis CIRAD86
Lineage: Eukaryota; Fungi; Ascomycota; Dothideomycetes; Mycosphaerellales; Mycosphaerellaceae
Exons: 3
Coding region: 193-1404 (403 amino acids)
Source: RefSeq, a predicted model, not a curated record